UAUCGUUCUCCAGCCUUUGGAGACACAACGAGUCAUACUUAAACAAUCAUAAAAAAUAUAUAUAUUUUUUUUUAUCUAAAUAUCUUGAAUUGUUAUAAAUAAAAGUAAAAAAAUCAACGGAAAAUCCUAAAAUCAAACCAAGUGAAGCUAAAAAAAUCGUUUUUUUUUUUUCUUUUCUUAAUUUUUUUUCUUUAAAAGAACUUUUUUACAUUAUUAUUAAUAAUAAUGUAAUGGAAUUAUUAAUUAUUAUAAAAUUUUCUUGAAAAUUUUUAUUACAAAACUUUAAUUGUGUUUUUUUUUUUAAAUUUAAUUUUCAUUGUAAUUAAAAAAGUAUAAUUUUAAGUGAUUCUUUAAAAAAUGGUUUUAAUAAAAUACAAUGAUAAUUUAAAUAGUCAUACAAAAAGUUUAAUAAUAAAGAAAAAAAAAAUUUAAUUGAAGAAGAACAGUCGUCAGUGAACCUUGAGUAAAACUCGACAAACGAAAUUAAUUAACUCUUACGAAUUAUUUUCUGGAAUAAUUUUAGUUGUGUGUUUGUGUGUGUGUGUGUAUAUAAAAUUUAAUAUAAUACAUUAAUAUUAUUAUUAACUAAAGUUAUUAAAAUUAUAUAUCAUUAUUCAUUAUUAUUGUUAUUAUUUUGUUAAUAAUUAUUUAAUGUUUAUUCAGUGAAAAUAUUUUCGAAAGUCUGACCAAAAUGCGACUACGACUACUAGUUUUUUUCAUAAUUUUCAUUGAAAAUUAUUUAACAGGUAAAUGUUUAAAAAUGGUAGAAUUGAAAGUACCAAAUAUCAUUGAUCCAAGAGAAGAAAAAGUAAAAUUAUAUUGCAAUUAUGAGCUUGAUGCUGGUGAAAAAUUAUAUUCAAUAAAAUGGUACAAAGAUACAAAUGAAUUUUAUCGUUUUAUGCCAGAUGCAAAUCCAUCUGGUGUAGAUUUUCAUGUUGAUGAUAUUCAAGUUGAUAUUAUUGAUAGCAAUGAUAAAGUAAUAACUUUAAUACAAAAUUUGGAUAUAUUAAAUUAUGAGACAAGUGGUCUAGCUGGAUCAUAUGCUUGUGAGGUCUCAACAGAUGCACCAACUUUUCAUAUGAAGUUUGACGUUGCCAAUAUGAGUAUAGCUGUUUUACCACAACGUGAUCCUGCCCUGGAGGGUUUACGUUCACACUAUGAUGAUGGUGAUAUUCUUGAAGCUCAAUGCACAUCAUCACCAAGUUUUCCAUCAGCUAAACUUGCAUUUUAUAUCAAUGAUAUUGAGGUAAAAAAAUCACUGACAAGAGAACUCCCUGGUGUGGGACUUGCUGGAGGAAAUCUUUCAAUGACACGUCUUGGUUUGUCAUUGCCACUUGUACAACGUUAUUUUAAGCCAUCUGGAAAUCUUCGUCUAACUUGUAAAUCAAUCUUGCCAGGAAUAUCAGGCUCUAAAUCUCGUGAGACCAGUACAAUUAUUUCACUUGGAACAAACAAUGAGAGACUUGCACAAGAGGCAAAAGUAUCAAUCUCAUCACCAUCAUCAUCAUCAUCAUCAUCAAAUAAAUAUUAUUUUAAUAAUCAUUUACUCAGUGUUAUAUUAAUCAAUAUAAUUAUUAUUAAAAUUUAAUAAUUACUUUAAUUAAUUCAAAAAGCAAUAUAAUUGUAAAUAUUUUUUAUCAUCUUCAUUAAUUCAUAUUUUUUUUUCCUUCUUAAAAUAUAAGUAUAUUUUAAAAAAUAAAUAUUUUCUUCUCAUUAUUAUAUCAUAAUUAUUUUCAUUGAUUUACUGUCUAAAUUUUUUUUUUUUUUGUUUUGUUUAUGAACAUGAAAAAGAAAUAAUUCAACUAAUUUUAUUUAAUCUCACCCCAAAAUUAUUUUAUCAUCACGAAAAUCUCUGAAGAAAAAAAAAUAAAAAUAAAUAAAAUUAUUCAACACCUGUAAUAGAAAAAAAAACAAAAAAUUCUAAAAUUAAAUAUAAAUGAAAUAAAAUAAAGAUCAUUAUGUUAUAGUAAAGUGAAA
Aphidius gifuensis is the source of this 1977-nucleotide messenger RNA. RefSeq lists its product as uncharacterized. Lineage: Eukaryota; Metazoa; Arthropoda; Insecta; Hymenoptera; Braconidae. The transcript is spliced from 4 exons. The record is from RefSeq and is a predicted model, not a curated record. The coding region runs from base 692 to 1588 and encodes 298 amino acids.